GUUUGUACUGUUGGGACAGGCUGUUAACAUUACCAGCUUUCAUACACAGAUUUAUUAUCUGAAUUUAGCGCUCGUUUCUCUGUAUGGACUUAUCAUCUUUUCGAAUAGUGUGUGACUUAAAUUCUAGUUAAUGUCAGGAUUAAUGAAGCAUUACAUUUGGCAUCAUUGGUACAUUAGAAGUGGUUUAUAUUUUGCUUCUGCAUAACUUGUCUAUGCACGGCGUAACUGUAAUCGGCUUCAACUAAUAGUAACCAGUGAAAUAAAGAAGAAUAUACUUCCGAGAAGAGUAAUAAUUUUAGAAUCCUUUUAUUGAUUCUGGAAGAUGAGAAAAACGCGGCAAGCCGCUGAAUUUUCGGAAUUAAAGGAUUUAGUUCAUCAACUUCGAGUCUCUGAUUUACAGCAAAUUCUUGGCGAGUACAACAUAAGCCGUAGUGGUCGUAAAAGUGAACUGAUAGAACGUGUACUUAUUUUGGUGCGGCAGAAUAUAUCUGUGUUGAAGCAUAAAGUCCGCGAGUUCCAUAAAAAAGCUCAAGAGGAAGCUGAGGCAUUUGAUAAAUCAGUUGUUACUAAACCCACAACAACCGCGCAGUCUCUUGUGGUUCCGGUAGAGCCAAAUAUUAACAAAACAGUUAUAAAUUCCCCUGUGCAGGCCAUAGCUCGUCCAACAUCAGGCAUGUACCAGCAACAAUAUGCAAAUACAGUACAAAAUGACAACCGUGGUGCUCAAGUGCAUUCUAAUGGCAUCGUUCCGAUUCCAUAUCCGGAAACAACGCCCAACCCGGGAUACCCGAUACACCCUGACGUAAAGCUCAAGAAGCUGGCCUUUUUCGACGUUCUGGCAACGCUUUUGAAACCGGCCACUUUGGUUCCUAGUAAUACAACACAACGAGUACAGGAAGGGUCUUUCUUCUUUCACUUAACUCCGCAGCAAGCCACAGAUAUCGCUACCAACAGAGAUAUCCGUAACGCGAACAAAAUUGAGCAUACAAUCCAAGUUCAACUGCGGUUUUGUUUGCUGGAAACAUCUUGUGAACAAGAAGAUUAUUUCCCUCCAAAUAUAGUAGUGAAAGUGAAUAAUAAACUGUGUCCUCUUCCGAAUCCCAUUCCAACUAAUAAACCCGGAGUUGAGCCAAAACGGCCUCCUCGACCUGUUAAUAUUACUCCAAACGUAAAGCUGUCACCGCUGGUCGCCAAUCAUAUCGCAGUUUCAUGGUGCACGGAAUACAAUCGAGGUUAUGCCGCUGCGUGUUAUCUGGUCCGCAAGCUAACUUCUACCCAACUGUUGCAACGCAUGAAAACCAAAGGUGUUAAACCAGCGGACUACACAAGGGCCUUGAUUAAGGAAAAGCUCAAUGAAGAUGCCGAUUGUGAGAUUGCUACAACCAUGUUGAAGGUUUCAUUGGUGUGUCCUCUGGGAAAGAUGAGAAUGUCAACACCCUGCAGAUCAUCGACUUGCUCGCAUCUACAAUGCUUCGAUGCAUCAUUGUAUUUGCAAAUGAAUGAACGUAAACCAACCUGGAACUGUCCUGUAUGUGAUAAAUCGGCUAUUUACGAUAAUCUAGUAAUUGAUGGCUACUUCCAAGAAGUUUUGGCGUCGAACAAUCUUUCGUGUGAUGACAAUGAGAUACAAUUACACAAGGACGGCUCAUGGAGCACUCAUGUUAAAUCAAAUGACACCUGUAGUGUAGAUACUCCUAGUAAGCCAUUGCAGAAAGUUGAAGUGAUAUCUGAUGAUAUCGAAGUUAUAUCGACUGAUCCACCAAAAUCCAGCAUCAAUCAAGCCAGUGUUAUAUCGAGCAGCGAACCUUCUUCUACAACGGCGCCAUCGAAUGAAACGGUCGACUUGACGUUGAGCGAUUCGGACGAUGAUGAUUUGCCGCUGAAACGAAAAGUAGUAACUCGCGUAGGCGGACAAGGAAGCAGUACAAAUGCCACAGGUACUACAACCAGUUCCACAAGCACAGUUCCUACGACUGCUGCGACUGUGGUGGUAUCCAAACCAAAAACAACAAAUGCGAAAAGCAAUUGGCCAGAAUAGAUUAGUUUGCUGGUUUUCGAAUGCGCCACCCACAACUCUCACUACGGGCACCAGAAGCAACCUCCGCCGACAGAAGAUAGCCAUUUAAUUGCGUUACAGUCGGAAAAUACUCGAGGGUACACAGCAAAAAUAUAACAUUCCACUAGUAGCAAUUCAACGUCGAUGAGACAUCAGUGAUUCCAGUAACUAUCAUUCAUUAAUAAUAGAAGCAAGUAAACUGUUACCUUCAUUCAACAGGUGCAGACCAAAAAUUCCAAAAUAUUAAUAAUGCGGGGAAAAGGAACAUGAGCGCUAUAACUUCAGCUGAUCGUUAGGUGCUGAGAACGGAAUAACGAUUAUAGAAUCUUUUACUUCCACUUCCUAUGUUGCUACUGCGGAACUAUUCAGUUCCUCUACGGACGGAGAUGGAUGGAACCAAUUCUAUCGAUGCCACUUGUGGGUACAUAACUGCACAGAUAUUCCCUGUUCCUGCUUUGAGUAACGUAAAGUAGCAAUCCAAUCAUUUUGAUCACAUUGUAUUAUUUGUACAUAUAAACUGAAAAAAUCGAAUGAAAUAUACGUGAUAGUUGCAAAAUAGAAUAAACUUUCCUUUUAUGAACUUGUUACGUUAUUUCCUAGCGGAAACAUGUUUGAAAGAUUUAAUCAACUAACAUGGUGAUAUUGCCCCGCAUGGUGACCCAUUUUGAUCGACGGAAAUGGAACACAUUUUUAAAAGUGUGAAUUUUCCACAUAAAUUGUUUUUAAAGCAUAUUCAUACAUCAAUCAAUAAGGUUUCAAAUCGUGAGUUUUUAACAUGUAGCAUAAUUUAUAAAUGUUCCUACAUGAUUUAGGACGUUUCGUUCUUAGGGGGACCAUAUUGCCCCUAUCUACCCUACCGUUUGAAAUCCGUCUAGACUUGGAAUUAAAAAUGCUAGUCUACUGAAACUCAAAAAGCGUUCACAUUGUCCACAUAUUGCUUUGUGCCGGAUGUUGCUUGAAAAGACAUAGAAAAGAUACCUAGCAGUUUUGUAAUUUUAACGUUUGCAUUAAAAAUCGACUUUUUUCGGAUGGUAAUAAAAAAAACUAAGAUAGAUAAUUGACUUUGAUAAACUUCCCAUGGAAGGUAAUUAUAUUAGCUUACUUGGAAAAAAAAUCUACGCCCCAGCGAGCGGCCUUCCGGCAGUUAACCGGAACAUUCGCCAUGGUAUGAAAUAAUACGAAGAGCCCUGCCAGUCGUUGGCAUCCAGGGUGAGAUAGCUCUCGUCGUCCAUCACCACCGUCACGUUGCGAUUCGUCGGGAAAAUCGACUUGACCAUCUUAUUCAGCCGCUGCUGCUGCGUCAUUGCCUGCUGCUGCGAGACCAGUGGACGGGACUUCCGCUUCCUGACAUGCAUGUCCAUGUUCGCCAGGUAUUUUUUCACUGUUUGGCCGGUUGCACCGACCUCCAGGGCAAGCGCACGCAGCAAUGUAGCCACUUUUCCCUCGAUCUUCCUCUUCAGCAUCCUUUGGAGCUUCAGUCGCCCAUGGAAAUCAUAUGGUAGAAUUCACACAUACAACAUCACCGGCAACUUUGACGUCGGCAAAAUAAGUCCAAGAGAAUAGUUGACAGGACGGUGACGCUGUAUGUGUAGCGCACUUAAUCCUGAUAUUCAAUCAUUAUCUUUGACGCUCCCCUAAAGUCGUAAAAAAAGCUCAAUGCCGUCAACGCGAGUUAAGCUUCGUUUACGAGUUUAGAAGAUCGUAAAAGAUAAUUAUUUGUUUUUCAAGCAGAAUCAACACUUUUUUGAAUCCAGAUGGCUUUCUAGCAAAUGAGAAAUAUUAGUCUAACUAAUUAUUUCUCUCAGUGUGACGAUUAAUCGAUUUGGGGCAAUUAAUCGUAUCGAAUAACAUACUGCUAAAAAGUAUUCGAUUAACUGAUGAACGAUUAAUUUCAAAAAUCGGGGAUCACUAUGUGUACCUAUGUAACAACGAUGGAUCGAAGAAUUCUUACUGUUUUCAUAAAGAUGGGAUCUAUUUAUGAGAUAAAUGUCUGAUGGAUCAUCCCAUUUACAAUAGUUAGGGGAGGUGCGGGUAAAACGGACAGUGGUGGCAAUAUGGACAUGCGGUUGAUUUGUAUAGUAACAUUUUUAAUUUCAUAUUUCUGAAUUUCAUUGGGAAUCAUUUAUAAUAUUUGAAGCGCUCUACAACUUUCCUUCUUCAACUCAAAAGUGGAAAAGGGAAAACAAGAACUGAAAAUCAAUAGAGAAUGAAAAUAUGAAAGGAUAUCCUCUGCUUCCAUGGCAAUGACCCAAAUAAAAAAAUAGACAUUCUGAAAAAAAAAACUUAUUUCAACAACCUGAUCGACCACUUUCUACACAUGCGACUGUAUUUACACACACUUUCAUU
Toxorhynchites rutilus septentrionalis is the source of this 4402-nucleotide messenger RNA. RefSeq names its product E3 SUMO-protein ligase PIAS2 (gene Su(var)2-10). Gene Ontology annotation, biological process: protein sumoylation; regulation of transcription by RNA polymerase II. The coding region runs from base 323 to 2038 and encodes 571 amino acids. The transcript is spliced from 10 exons. The record is from RefSeq and is a predicted model, not a curated record. Gene Ontology annotation, molecular function: zinc ion binding; SUMO ligase activity; transcription coregulator activity. Lineage: Eukaryota; Metazoa; Arthropoda; Insecta; Diptera; Culicidae.